GCGCAGGGUGGGAGGCGCUACCGCUCGAUUCUGGCGAAUUUAUGUUUGUGUACAUUGUUUCUAACCUAGAAGCUCAUAUUAAUAACAAAGAGAAUCUUUAGUCGGUCCUGAUUAAUUUAUGACGUCAAUAAGUCAAGAGAAUGAUGGAAGAAAAGUCAGAACUGCUGGUGGGUCUCACCGAGAAAAUAUCGAAUGGUCAUGAGUUGAUGAAAAAGUUAAAAACUCAAGAGGAUGUACGUGGAGUUGGAAAACUGAUCCGAAAAAUAAAUCAGGAAAUUCGUUUUCUUGAAAAGGUUCGUUCUACAGACAGUGUAAAAAGAGAGCAUCUCCAGAGUACCAAUUUAAUUCACCUGAGUGCUCUAGUGGAGCGACUAUUAAUCUCAAAAAAUCCCACUGAAGUCAUGAAGCCCUUCAAAAUCCCAGACUCAGACUCUCGUUUAACUGUUGAUAUUGUCUGCAACGGUGGAGCUACGUGGAUUAAGGUCAUUGCCAGAAACGCCCGGGCAUUGACUCUGAUAUCCCUGGGAAAUGGUGAAUAUGGACAGAAAUCUGUUUUGGAUCAAGCUGAGAGCUAUUUAAAAUGUGCUGCUGUGUAUCCCCAUCAUUACAAAUCACCGGAGAUUAUUUUUUAUUUCGCUUAUGGGAUAGAGACGUCACUUUCAUCGCAAUUAGAAGAGUUAGGGGUCCAGGUUGAGGGAGAAAAAAUUGAGGGUGGAGAGAUCUCUUCAUGGCCUGAGAGGCUAGAAGAAUCCGAGGAUGGAAUAAGCUCGUCGGGUGUGAACCCAGUACUCGAUGAUUCACAAAAUUCAGCUGUAAAAUUCCCAACAGAAUUAAAAAUUCACCUCGACUCUCCCAGGGCCGUCCCAUCAAACGCAGUAGAAACCCUGAAUCUGGACGUCUCUACACUCCUCGCAUACGUUAGUAACAUGACCAAUGGCUAUGACAACUUCAUAUAUUUGGAGUCUUUACUAACUCUGCAGGCGGAGUGGGAGAGGAACAGACCCCUGAAGCCCUUCUUGGAUCAGCUGUUCCAUGGGAAAUCGUUACAAGUUUGCAGGACAGCGUACAAAAAUUUCAUGGACAUUGUCAAUGUCAUUGGUGGGCCUCAAGAGACUGCGAGAAGUCAUGAGCUGAUGAGCAGGGUCGUGGUCGUUGAGGAUGCCACUGAGGGUAGAAUUUUGAACCUCUCCAUCGGUGGGAAAAUAAAACCACGAUCAAGACUGGUUUUUGCUACUGGUGAGAGCACCAGGAGCUUCACAGUUUCUGCUAAUGAGGGCUUCGUAAGGGCUGCCAGGAUGCAGGAAAUUGAAUGCACGGCAAUACUCCACGAGCCCAGAUCACUGUCGGAGCUGAAAGAAAAAUGCGCAAAACGAAUCGACUCAUGAUUCAGGUGUACAAAUUUUUUAUGCGCAUUCAUAAGUCAUGGCUUUAUUGUCAAACUACUGAAUAAUUUGUAAAUACAAAUAUUUAUAAUUAACUCUCUCUAAUUACAUUGUUAAACGAUUGAUUCUUCGUCCUGUGCGCCAUCGUUUGGAUUUUCUUUCAACGCUUUUUCGAAAUCUGGAAAACAAAUUAUAAUACAUAAAAAGAUUUACUAUAGAAUAUUAGGCACAAAAUAUAUCAUAUCUAUAAAUAUUACGAGCCAUUAAAACUAUAGUCAAUUUAAAAAUUUUAAAUACGAGAGAAUGAAGUAAGAAUAAUAUUUGAAUUUAAAUGACCUUCAAUGUAUUUAGAGAAUCGAGGGAUUCUUUCCUUGGAAAGUUUGAUAAACUCGUCUCUCUUCUGAUGAUUUCCCAAAUAAGCGUAACACUUGGCACUGUUUAGAAGUGCUUUUAUAUUGGAAUCAUUGACCUUCAGGGCCCAUUCGCAGUCCUGCAGGGCUUUUUCGUAUAGCCCCAGCCUCAUGAAGGAGAGUGCACGAUUAUUCCAAAUGACUGUUGAGUCUUUUCUCUGCUCAAUAGCCUUUCCAUAAUAAGUAACAGCUUUCUCAUAAUCACCACUAUCAAACGCCCCAUUACCGAUUCUCUUGUAGGUGUCGGCCCUCUCGUUUCUCUUCUUUCUGUCCUCGGCACGUUCUUGAGCGUCUCUCUCCAUUGUUUUCAUAAAUGCCUCUAAAUUUGUUGAAAAAAUCGUCACAAUACCUCGGAAUUCACAGAAAAAUAAACAA
Molecule: messenger RNA, 2167 nt
Organism: Diachasmimorpha longicaudata
Lineage: Eukaryota; Metazoa; Arthropoda; Insecta; Hymenoptera; Braconidae
Exons: 4
Coding region: 141-1385 (414 amino acids)
Source: RefSeq, a predicted model, not a curated record